UAUGUACCGCUGCUGUCCUCCUUAGUCUCCCUCUCGAGAUUACAAUAUGGGGCUAUAAAAGCCUUAGCUGCGAGCUUCCGAUUUUUAAUUCUGUGUUUCAUUGUACCCCAGUAAUGAUGGCGCAUCCUAUCUGGAAAAAUAUCAGAGACAGCCCCACAACCUCCAUCAUCAGAAUGGAUGAAGUUCAAGCGCUAGUCUUCGGCGAAGACGACAAAUGGUAUCAAGGGACAGAAGCUUUAAACUCUUGCUUCGCUGUCUGGGUGCUUUGUCCGCUUGCCUCAGUGGGCGCACAUAUCCCCCCACACCCAGGUCCGCAUGACAAGGACCCUGCGGCGGGAGACAAGAAUCUAGUUAAAAAGAUGAGGGAGCUUGCCGAGAAAUAUAAUCAAAAGAAGCACGUUUUUGAGGCUGGUACGAAAACUGUUUUGGUGUACGCAAGGAUAGAGGGCAAGAGUCCUCUGCCAGACAAGAAAGCUUUCAUCGAGAAAUGCCUUAAGCAGUUCGGAGUUGAUAUCGCAAUGCAGGCAUACGACAUCAAAUUGAUCGGCGAGCCUCGCGACGAUUGUCACGGCACCGCCUUCGUCUAUGCAACACCUGAAGAGGGAGCUUAUUUCUUUCUUGAAGACAAGUUGUGCCUUAGGAUUUUUCAUAAGUCUACCACGUCGGAAACACAAUCAAAACUAAAGCCGGUUUCAACGAGCACCCCCCAGGAGUCAGCACCAGGAAUACAACGGGAUCUGAUAUACAGCGCGACUCCGACCUCGGCGACGAGCUACGUGUCUAAUCCAAUUUUCCCCCAGGUGUCAGCGCCAGGAACACAACCCGCUCUGAUAUCUAGCGCGACUCCGACCUCAGCGAGCAGCCCCCGGGAGUUAGUGACAGGAUCACAACGGGCUCUGAUGUCCAGCACAACCAAAUCGUCUCAAUCUUUGCCAAACACCGCUCAGAAACCAGCCGCAAGGCCGCCAUUCAAGGACCUCAGAUAUGUGAAAUCUCAACCCAGUUCCAAGGAGAAGGGGGCCCGACUUGUGCAUACGGACAGAGGGCUUUUGAACAUUCAGGCCAGCUUAUGGAAGAGGGAGAAGGAUGAAGUUAGCAAGACCGAAGAAUUCUGGGUGUGCAAGAAGUACAAGUUAUACACCGAUUUAUAAGUGGCGAGAAUCACCUCAGGGAAAACGCAAUCGAGCGUGUAGGAACUCGGUCCAAGCCGUGUGCGGAGGCCUUCAGUGCCAGUAUUGUACUGUACCAAGAUCUCUCUAGACUAGCUUCGGCACGGUCACAGGAUGCAGCACCUUCCCAAGCUCCAGCUCCAGCUCCAGCUCCAGCUCCAAGCAGCGCCUUCCCAAGCUGUACACUCCGCUUCCAGAAGCCCAACCUCCUUCGUGGACGCAGGUUACUAUGGUAGAGCUCAGUCGCUAGCCCCAACGCCAAUAAGC
Cladophialophora immunda is the source of this 1436-nucleotide messenger RNA. RefSeq lists its product as uncharacterized. The record is from RefSeq and is a predicted model, not a curated record. The transcript has a single exon. Bases 114 to 1151 code for a protein of 345 amino acids. NCBI's taxonomy places the organism in Eukaryota, Fungi, Ascomycota, Eurotiomycetes, Chaetothyriales, Herpotrichiellaceae.